Messenger RNA from Oryzias latipes (Japanese medaka), 4860 nucleotides. Its product is annotated as protein O-GlcNAcase. Gene Ontology annotation, molecular function: beta-N-acetylglucosaminidase activity. NCBI's taxonomy places the organism in Eukaryota, Metazoa, Chordata, Actinopteri, Beloniformes, Adrianichthyidae. The record is from RefSeq and is a predicted model, not a curated record. Gene Ontology annotation, biological process: glycoprotein metabolic process.
GCGAGCACCUGAACGCAGCGCGGGAGCAUCACAGCGGGAAAGGAGGAGGAGGAGGAAGAGGAGGAGGAAGAAGCUCGCCGUGGAGAGGCAUGAAGAGCAUCCGCGGAAUCUAAGCCAUCAGACGGGGACUGCAGCUCGUCUUCCCGCCUUUGUGACAGCAUGGAGGAGAAGCAGCGGUUCCUCUGCGGGGUGGUGGAAGGAUUUUAUGGAAGGCCAUGGUCCAUUGAUCAGAGGAAGGUUCUUUUUCAAUGGAUGCAGCUCUGGGGACUAAACACCUACCUGUAUGGGCCAAAAGAUGACCUGAAACAUCGACUGCUGUGGAGAGAAGUCUAUUCUCCAGAAGAGGAAGGUCAGUUGCGUACUCUCAUCGUUGAGGCCCAGUCCAGAGGCCUGCAGUUUGUUUAUGCACUCUCCCCCGGUCAGGACAUUGUCUUUUCCUCGUCCUGUGACUUAGCUUUACUCAAACGCAAGCUAAGACAGGUAGCAGACCUGGGCUGCCAGGCGUUUGCAAUCCUCUUUGACGACAUUGAUGCCUCCAUGUGUCAGGCUGACAGCGAGGCCUUUGCCUCUUCUGCCCAUGCUCAGGUCACUGUUACCAACGAGGUUUAUCGGUUCUUAGGGGAACCACCGGUCUUCCUUUUCUGUCCCACAGAGUACUGCAGUUCUCUGUGCUCCCCCAGCGUGUCUAAGUCCCCCUACCUACAAACAGUUGGAGAAGACCUGCUGCCGGAUAUUAGCGUAAUAUGGACUGGUAGCAAGGUCAUCUCCAGGAAACUGUCAGUUGACGGCCUCGCUGAGGUGAAGUCUGUCCUCCAGCGACCCCCACUCAUCUGGGACAACCUGCACGCUAACGACUAUGACUCCAGGCGCCUCUUCUUGGGCCCUUUUAAGGGCCGGGAGCCUGGACUUAGAAGCAACUUGAGAGGCCUGCUUCUCAAUCCAAACUGCGAGUUUGAAGCCAAUUACAUCCCACUCCACACUCUGGGAAGCUGGCUCAGAGCAGGGAAGGAGGAAACGAAAGACGAGGAGUUUGACUACUGUCCUGACAGAGCUCUAACCGCUGCUCUGCACGACUGGAUGGAAGAACUUAACCAACCUCUACAAGCAGGUCGUCAUACCAUACGGACGGACCCACAUGGUUAUGUCCAAACAUCACGCUGCAAAACUUCUGACUGGUCCGACCGUCCUUCCACCUUCAGGGGGACCUCUGCUCUGGCAAAACUUCCAGUCUUCCCUCUGAAUUCCAGCUCUCCUCCCUCCUCACCCACUUUAGAGGACAGGGAAAAACAAAUGGGGGAGAAGAAGGGAUCGAGCUAUUCAAGUCAAAAGUCUCCUGGAUCUAGACCGGGACCAGUCCCAAGUGGAGGCCAGGGGGAGAAGGUUCAGGGCCGGGGAAUGUGUGGUGGGAAGGGUUUGCUCAGUGAAUCACAGGUGCGGCUGAUGGUUGGUCUUCACUACCUUCCCCAUGAGCAUGGCCCAUCGGCUCAGAAACUUCUGCAGGAUCUGACUUGGCUGAAGACAAACUGCCACCUGGUCAGCACCAACGGCAAGAAGGCGCAGCCUCAGAAGGCUGAAGAGUGGCAUGGACGAGCCUCGAGGUUCCUGUCUCUGUGUGAAGACAUAGCACAGCUCCACUGCAGCGUGGUGGGCGGGGCAAACAGGGCUGUGCUCUAUGAUCUUUAUCCUUACGUGUGGGACCUCAGAAACACUGCUCUGGUGGCAAAGGCCUUUGUAUGCUGGCUGGAUGGACGAGUGCAGAGUGACAGCUCUGCUCUUGGCUCCUGGAGGAACUGCUUUCACUGGUGUGGGAAAACCACAGGAGCAGACAUGAUGGGCGUAGACUCUGAGCCAUGGGUGUUUAAAGGGGGCUUGUCCGGGGAUGUGCAGAUGCUUCUCCCAAUUGGCAGUUGCAGCGAACUCUUUACUCACCCUCCGCCUCUCUUCCCUACCUCUCGUCUUUACAAUGUCAGGCCAUACCACAACAAAGACAAGGUGGAGUUAUACCGUAUGGUCCGUCAGUUACAUUUAAGAACUCAGGGGGGCCAAGAGUCCAACAUAGCUCACCCAGAUGUCAUAGGAGACAGAUGUCUUGGCCCAUGCUUGGCGUUAAGCCCAGAGUACAGCUUCAUCCUUGAAGACGAGUUAGGUGUUUGCGGCUGUGUUUUGGGCAUUUUAGAUGUCCCAAGCUUUGCCAAGAGGUGCCAGGCCAGUUGGAUACCCGCAAUGAGGGACAAAUAUCCUCCCAAAGGGAACAGCACACACCCAAACACACAGGACUUAAUCCGGUUAAUUGAAGAGGACCAGGGUGAGUACCCAGACUCGCUCCUCCAUCACUUCCCCUCGCAGGUGCGUUUGGAUGCUCUUCCAGAGCUGGUGGACAUCAGUGUCAGCCGAACCCUGCUCACCGCCCUCCUCGCUGCAUUGAAAGCUAACGGUUCUCAGGGUGUCUUCUGCGAGGUGCAGCCCACAGACCGUCAGAGGCUGGAGUUCCUGACAAAACUGGGCUUCCUGGAGAUCCUCAGAGGAGAGGCCAGGAGCAGAGAGGGGGUGGUGCUAGGGAGGCUGCUAUGAAAACCACAGAGACAUUAGAGCACUCGCACAAAUACACACUUACGCCCUUUUCACACAAGAUAUGUAAUGCUUUCAUCAGUCUGUUACCGGGACAACAUUCGGUCAUUCAGAUCAUCGUCAGGUCAUUUCAGCAAUGUUGAUCAUGUGAUUGUUGCCACACAUCCUUCUUUUACAGUCAUGUUAAAUGAAAUUUUAAUUUAAAACCAGGUAAAUUCUACCUCAGACAUUUUAGUUGUUAAACCAUGUCACAUUUACAGCUCCAAAGCAAGCUCCAAACAGGUACAACUUUUAGCGCUAUUACCAGAUUAUCUUAACAGAAAUCCUUAGAAAUAGUGAACAUGUCUGAUAAAACAGAUUCACCAAUAAUCAUUUGGUAAUAAUGUUCUAGUUAUUUUCUCCAAAGGUUAAAUAUGGUAGAAAAACAGGAAUCCAGGUAAAAAACAAGGCAUGCAUCACAAAUUCUUCUGUUAACAAAAAGUAUGCUAUUAAGGUUAUGUUUAAGUAAAACAUACUUGAAACAUACCUUAAUUGUGGCAGCAAACAAAUCAAAUGUAGGUGUGGGACUAAAAUGUUGAUGUAAUUGAGACAAUAAACCAUUCGUCGCUAAUUUACAAGGUACCAUUAAAUUAAUUAAGCAUCACGUUGAGAGAAAAAACCCACUGAAUAAUAUUUUCAUAUAAUUGGAAAUAAAUUCAGGUAUGAAGGGGUUUAACAAGUGAUUUUAUUUUUUUGCCACGCCUGUUAUAUGCUGUUGGACAACUGUUUAGCACGGUGGUGGAGGCUUUACAAUAUGGGCUUUGUUAUACUUUUGUUUGACUUGUGCAAACAAAGAAUUUUUAUUGUUUAGCCAUAAGUGUGUUGCAUAAAAGUCUACAUCCUAAAAGAGAUUUGUCCAAUACAUAUCAGUGGCUUUUGUAAGACGCCAACAAAGUAAGAAGCUUUGUGAAGAUUAAGGUUGCAAUGAAAAAAGGUUAUCAUGUCUUCAAUGCAAUAAUAGUUAUUGACAGUUGUUUGGUAGAAAGGGUAUUGUAAUUUUUGUGGUGGACAAUGAUUUUUUUUAAUUUAAAAAUGGUACAUUUGGAUCCAACUGAGGUGAAAUGUAGCUACUAUUAGCACCUAACAUAGAGCUGAUCUUUAACAUGACUGAAUGAGAGGCACCAUCAAACCCCAUGCCCCAUCAUCCCAUUAUUUCAUGUUUAAGGACCUGUAAUCAUAAUUCUUCAGUGAUUUUCACCCAAUGUCAAUUUACGAUACAACUUUUACCUUUUUAUUUAAAAAAGCAAGCAGUUUAAGUCAGCCCACAGGUUUGAGUCCUGCUAAAGCUGACUUAACAAAAUGGCAAUAAAGUGUGUGGUAACGUGAGUUAGCUUAGUCAAACUGGAGUCUAAAUAACAAAAAGUCCAAUUACAUGUCUGAAGGGGCUUUUAAAAACGAAUAAGAGACAAAGACAAUUCAACAGAGUUGGCAAAAAAAGGCUCUUGCACUCACCAUUCAGACGUUAAAAACAUAUCAUUCAGAGUAGGGGAGUGACACAUCUUAACUUUGCAAAGAAGUAAAAUUCUCAUUUUCUUUCAUUAGGAGGGGAAAUGUUGAGGCAUUGAUUUCGAUUUCUGAAUCUGUAUGGCAGCAAUCAGGAAAAACCCAGAGAUUUCCAAGGGCAAUGAUAGUUUUCAAGAUUUUUUUAUAUGACAAUAGCAAAGGGGGUACUCCCACACUGGGUUUGAUUUGCACUGAAGUUUUUGUUUUCUUCUAAUUUAUUUUCUAGAGAAUAUUCUUAAUUUUAGGGAUGUAGAGAUAGGUAGCUUUUUUUUAACUUUGUGGACAACUUUUAUGUGGACAAAACAAGUUAAGCUAAAAAAAAGGGGGUGUAUGUUGGCUUGCAAGUGAACCCUAGUGUGGUUCACUACAGUGGGAUUGUUCACCAACUGUGCAGCAAAACAAGAAGCACAAGUAAAUGAAAUAGACCAAGUAAUGUUAUUGUGUAAAGUUAAAAAAAGCAUAUCCAAAGUAGCAGAAAUCAGAAAAAACGUAAAAAAUGUCCCAUGUGUAAACUUGUAGUCAGGGGGGCGUUUAUCCGUAUGAUAGAAAGAUAUAUGUGGGGUUAGUGGGAGUAGCAGUUUUAAAAAAAAAAUUAUGGUGCUUGUCUCAGUGAUCCCCCAAAUGGUCAGCUGUUGUAUCUGUAUGAGUGCAGUGUGAAACUAGAGGAAGGUGUGAUUUUUUCCAGCAUCACACACCUAAUCUGUUGCAGCUCCUCUUUUCUAGUCUGAAACCUCCCAAAACAAAGAAGAA